Mycotypha africana is the source of this 564-nucleotide messenger RNA. RefSeq lists its product as uncharacterized. The record is from RefSeq and is a predicted model, not a curated record. Bases 1 to 564 code for a protein of 187 amino acids. NCBI's taxonomy places the organism in Eukaryota, Fungi, Mucoromycota, Mucoromycetes, Mucorales, Mycotyphaceae. The transcript has 4 exons. Gene Ontology annotation, biological process: protein polyubiquitination; ubiquitin-dependent protein catabolic process. Gene Ontology annotation, molecular function: ubiquitin protein ligase activity.
AUGGCUGACUACAAAUUGAAUCAAAGAUCGAAAGACGAAAUCAGAGCUUUCAUUCAAGGGUUCAAAGCCAUAGUAUCUGAUGACUGGCUCAAACUCUUUUCGCCUCUAGAAUUACAAAGAGUCCUGUCUGGUGAAAAAACAGAUAUUGAUUUAGAAGACCUCCGAAAGCACACUAUAUAUGAGAACGGAUAUUUUGAGAGGCAUCCUGUUAUCAGAUCGUUUUGGCAGAUCUUAUCCGAAUUUUCUGCUGCUGAAAAGAGGUCGUUCCUUAAAUUCACAACAGGUUGUCCAAACCCACCAUUAGGAGGAUUUGAGUAUCUGCAGCCUCCUUUCACAAUUCGUAUGGUAUCUCCUGACGCUGUAGCCACAAAAAAUGACGGUACAAAUGUGCUGAAAUCUUUGUUUAAGCUGAACUCGAACAAACUCGGAAGGCUACCUUCGAGUUCAACCUGCUUUAAUCUGCUAAAGCUUCCGGCAUAUACCAAGAAGUCACUUUUGAAAGAAAAAAUAAGUUACGGUAAAUUUCACAAUGUUAUCGAAACAACGCACUGUUUAGUUUAUUAA